Messenger RNA from Triticum dicoccoides, 2332 nucleotides. RefSeq lists its product as uncharacterized. The record is from RefSeq and is a predicted model, not a curated record. Lineage: Eukaryota; Viridiplantae; Streptophyta; Magnoliopsida; Poales; Poaceae. The transcript has a single exon. Bases 1 to 2193 code for a protein of 730 amino acids.
AUGGAUCGUCGCGCUACCUUGGCCGCCCCGAGCAUCCGCGUCAAGAUCCCCGACCAGCUGCCCACGCUGUUCGAGCCGCAGAAGGCCACGCCGUACCCGCGCACCACCCGCUACGGCAGCACCGCCGAGGCCGAGGCUGAUGGCGACGCGCCGCCGUCGCCGGAGCACUGCCUCACCGUGCUGGCCCUGCAGCUGGCCGUGCUCGAGAAGGCGGCGACCGGGCUGGGCACGCUGGCCUUCGUCUGGGCCACGGUCGUGCUGCUGGGCGGCUUCGCCAUCACGCUGGACCGCACCGACUUCUGGUGCAUCACGGGCCUGCUCCUCAUCGAGGGCACCCGCAUCCUGGGCCGCAGCCACGAGCUGGAGUGGCAGCACCACCAGGCCAGCCAGGCCCGCUCCGCCACCCGCGCCGCCGUCCCCGCCUUCUUCUGGAUGCAGCUGCUCUCGGCGACGGCGUGCGUCUCCCUCUCCCUCGUCCGCCUCAUCCACCAGCACUACGGCGGCACCGAGGACGCCCGCUCCAACCGUGCCGCAGCGCUCAACAUCUUCUACGGCCUCGCGCUCGCCGAGGCGCUGCUGUUCCUUGUCGAGAAGGCGCUAUGGGAGUGGAAGGUGGGCCACCGCCGCCUCCUCCAGUGCGUCGCCGACGACUGCAAUCUCGCCGGUGCCUACGGCCAGGUCGCCGUACGCCGCUUCUUCUACGACUCCUACUCGCGCUGCCUCAACGGCAGCAUCUUGGAUGGCCUCCACAUGUGCCUCGUCUCCUACGCCGACGACCUCAUCACUGCGGGCUCGCACGACGAGCAGAGCCUUGGCGCCGGCAUCCUCGUCGCGCUCGCCGAGUCCGACCGCUUCGCCGAAGCCACGCUCCGCAGGAUCGGCGUCUCCGCGCCCACCAUCGAGCGCCUCAUCGAGAUGCUCAGCUGGAAGGACUCCUCGGAGCGCGAUGUCCGGCGCUCGGCGGCCGUCGUCGUGUCCAUGCUCACCGGGAGGAAGCUCGUCGCGCUCCGCAUCACCGGCAUUCCAGGCGCCAUCGAGUCCGUCGCGUCGCUGCUUUACGCCGAUCUCGACGAGCUCAACAUCCUCGGCCUCUCCAUCCUCAAUAAGCUGGCGCACGACCACGACAACUGCGACAAGAUUGGCAAGACCAGGGGCCUCCUCGAAAAGAUCAUCUCCUACUCCAGCAUCGACCAUGCGCUGGCGUCGACCACGCCGAGGGACAUGAGGCUCAAGGCGGUCAAGAAGUCGCUCCGCGUGGUCAAGAGGCUGGCCGGCGCAACGGGGGACACCGGGAAGCUGCUCCGACGGGAGCUCACCGAAAUCGUCUUCACUGUGAGCAACGUCAGGGAGAUCCUGCAGAGGCACGACAAGAAGGUCCAGUCGGAGCUGCACCAGCUGGCCAUCGAGAUACUCACGAGCCUCGCGAUGGACGAGGAGACCAGGGAGAUCAUCGGCGGGACGGGGGACGUGGUGAGCGUGCUGGUCACCACGUUCUUGCCGGGGGCGUUUGCGAAGGAGUGUCAACAGGCGGACGCUGUCCGGGUGGAGGCCGGCGAGGCGCUCGCAAUUCUGGCCCUCGAGAACAAGAAGAACUGCGCGGCGAUCAUAAUGGCUCUUGGCGGAGGGAUCGGGCUGCUCGUUGAUGCGCUGAAUGACCCCCUCGUCGUCGUCGGUGCCGCCAGGAUCAUGCACAACCUCUGCUCCUACUCCGGCGACGAGUGGCAGCUCCCUCUGAGACGGGUUACCGUCAGUGCCGCCAAGGUGCUGAGGUCCAUCACGGUGGAGAAGGGCAAGAUCCUCAACAUCUUCAUCGGGCUCGCGGUGCAGAUGCUCCGGUUCAUGGAGCCCGGGGAGCUCCGGGGGAGCCUCGACGCAGCGCGCGUGGUGGACACGGUGCUGGCGAGGUCCCUGGUGCAGGUGCUGCGGGAGUACAGCCGCCCGUCCAUGGACGUGCCCCGGGCACGACGGUACACCAUAGAGCUUGCCAUUUCAUUGAUGCAGUCGGACGCACGCUACGUGGCCCUGUUCGUGGAGCUCGGCAUGGAGAGCGAGCUGAGGCGCGUGGCCAUGACCACCUCUCAGCUGGAGUGCUUCAACGUCUUCUCUGGCAGCGUCGGGCUCAGCCGCCGCGACACCAGCGUCUGUUCCCUCGUCAAGUCAGCUUUGGAGCUGAUGAACAAGGGCUGGAAUUAAGACCUGAAACUACCACAUAUAUAUACUGCAGAUUGCUAUGUUGUACUCUUCUUUUUCUACUAUGCAUUAUGAUUUGUUACUCAUCGUGUAUCAUCUCUCGCUACUCACACUAGAGUAGUGCAUUCUGUAAAAAUAUAAU